CAACCAGCAUGGCGACGGAGAAGCUUUGCUUCGUCUGCUUAACCUAGCUAGCUAGCUAGCUAGCUUCUGAGUUGCAUGAUUAUUACACAGCAUUAUGAUGUUUGCAGCCAGGUGCAGUUCAGUUUCUGAAUGCGUCCCGCUGCUGUCGUUUCAUAUUUCACGUGGAAAUGGGAUACGCUAGGUGCAACGUUAUUAUGGAGUCGAGAACAGGCAGUGUGUCAUCUGGACUGGGCAGCAGCACGGGUGUGAGGGGGCAGACUCUGAAAAGUAGCCCUUUCUGUCCUCGCUCUUCCAGCAAGUUGACACAGUCCAUCAUUAAAGACCACAUGGUGUCUCAUUACAAAAAAGUUUACUCAGCAAAAGCUGCCAUUGAUGCCUCAGUACCCAAAAGUAUGCUCUGUAGUGUGAAAUACAAUGACCGAAUCAGGCAGGAGCGACUAAGGAAAGGAAGUCGUCCUCAGUCUGCUCACUCUCUCUCCCACAGAAACAGCAGAACAUCGUGCUCAUCAGCUCCGAGUAGAUCAUCGGUCCAGUACGACGACAGCCCCUACUACUGUUCAAGGAGCUCCUCGGUCUCCAGCCCAAGGCUCACCACCAGCUUUAAUGUCAAGGACAUUGCUUAUCCAUCAUGUAAAAUCAAUUCUCAUCCCACACGUCCUGCAUCGGAAAUAAAAUACCGGAGCCCAGAGGCAACGUUGCAGAGGAAGCAGUCGACUUGUUCUCUCGGGGCUUUGGGAGAUCAGAGUUCAUUCAGGACUUUCCAGGACCCCGUUCAGAAGACAUACAGCGGCGACUUACUCCAGAAGCAUUCACAGCACUUUACCCAGCACAAGCCGUUCACUCCGAAGACCCUGAUAUCAGAUAAGAGCUCCUACCUGUCUAAAUAUCGCUUCUACAGAGCACCACAACGGAAAAUCACUCAGGACUACAGCAAUACAAAGCUGGCCAAAGGUCACGCCUACCAUGGAAGCACAAAAAACAAGGGAUGCACACAGGACUUUGAUGAACCAUCUCAGGAAUUGGUUACAGAGCACGAGUGGUCUGAGGACGACUUCAAUGACACUUAUUUCUCAUCAUCCAGACAACAGAGUCGAGUCACCAAGAGCAGAAACCAAACCUUCUUGGACUUUUCACCCGGAUUAUCACCAGAAGGAGGAAAGUUUUCCAGGAUGAGGAGUGUCUCUGCAGAGGAAGAAGAAUUAUUGUACCUGGAAUUCAUUUCUGCUGUAACAGAAGAUAUCCUAUCAAGAGGCCACUUUUCUGACAGGGUCAUAGAGCGCGUGAUGGAGCGUCAUAUUGACAUGAAUCUCCACAAGCUCGAUGAGGGUAAAAUGCGCCACCUUCUGGAAGUGAUGCGUAAAGAUUUAGAACAGCCGACCAACAUACCCAACUCGGAGCUUGAUAAAAAAGACACAUAUCACCUUGAUUCACUCCCAGGGAUGAAGGAUUCACAAGUGAAGAGUAAAGAAGACAGUGACAUGUUCCCUUAUGUGUCACUGAUCAAAUCCUGCAAUUCAUCUCAUUAUGAUGAACCAAUAAUGGCUUCUACACCCACCUGCUCUCCUGAAAGAUUCACUCCAACUGAAAUUAAAGAAGACAGGAAGGAGGAGGAGGAAGCGGAGACUGGCCCUCUUUUGCUCAGUGAGCAUCUUCACAAUGAUGCAGGAGCCGGUGAAGAAGACGCUCAUCAGACCGACACAGUGGCAACAAAUGAAGUCAGCAGUGAAAACCAUGAGUACACCAGUGAUAAAGACCAAGCCGACGUCCAGUUUCGUGGCCAGUCUGAAGCAGUGGAGGAUCUGGGAAGGAAUUUGUCAGAGUUGUUGCACGUGUCCAGCGGCCCACACCGUGAACAGGCGGCGGCAGCCACAGAAAAUACAAACACUGCUGAUUCUGUCACUGAUGACGAAUUCUAACUUUGGUUGUUCUCAGGGAUUUUGGAUCUACUGGAUGUUUUUGUUACUAAGUGAGUGUUGUUCCAGUGAGAUUUGUAAUAAUUUCAUAUAACUGGGAAGUUUAGUUUUGUAAAAAAAAAAAGAAGAAUUUAUAUUUGACACUGGAUGUGUUUUCCAUGUUUCCAACUUCCUUAAAGAGGUGUUACUCACUUGGAUUGCCUUUUUAACCAUUUUUACAAGAGCAUGUUGAGAAUGUAAAUCAGAGACUUGAACCUGUUCAACUGAAACACUGUAAAAUGGGACGUAUUUGAUCAAUAGUAGCUGAGCCACAGCUGACCGCAUCUCACUGUAAAUGUAGAAAGGUAUUUUCCAAUAGCAACGACAAAGAUUUUAGUAUUUUCAAAGUUUAGAUGCAUGACGAUGAAAAUAACCAUUUGUGUUCUUGGCUAGGCUGAGUGUGCUGCAGAGUAUGCAGUUGGUUUUCAGUGUGUAGCUGCAGUUAAAUGUGUGUAUUUUGACAUGCCUCUGAGAGUGAACUGUCACCAGAGUGUCUUUCUUGCAUUUGCAAUAAUUUUUUUUUCUACUGUGUUCUUCUGAAAGCUUCCACUUUUUUCCCCCACUGUGACAAAAAGCUACCAUUUAGCCUAGAACCAUCAGCAGAACAUGUGCUUGUGCUAUUAGUUGAAGGAAGUCAGAGGGGACAGAGAUGUCUGUUCUGUUUUGCUCUACACAU
Molecule: messenger RNA, 2628 nt
Organism: Salarias fasciatus (jewelled blenny)
Lineage: Eukaryota; Metazoa; Chordata; Actinopteri; Blenniiformes; Blenniidae
Gene: spata7
Product: spermatogenesis associated 7
Exons: 12
Coding region: 168-1916 (582 amino acids)
Biological process (GO): photoreceptor cell maintenance; microtubule cytoskeleton organization
Cellular component (GO): axoneme; photoreceptor distal connecting cilium; ciliary basal body
Source: RefSeq, a predicted model, not a curated record